This is a messenger RNA of Spinacia oleracea (spinach), 1185 nucleotides long. RefSeq names its product zinc finger protein 8. The coding region runs from base 227 to 1039 and encodes 270 amino acids. Gene Ontology annotation, biological process: trichome morphogenesis; trichome differentiation; cytokinin-activated signaling pathway. The transcript has a single exon. NCBI's taxonomy places the organism in Eukaryota, Viridiplantae, Streptophyta, Magnoliopsida, Caryophyllales, Amaranthaceae. The record is from RefSeq and is a predicted model, not a curated record. Gene Ontology annotation, cellular component: nucleus. Gene Ontology annotation, molecular function: DNA-binding transcription factor activity; transcription cis-regulatory region binding.
CUGUUCAUGAUAAUUAAACUUAGCUAGCUAACUACAGGAAGGUGUGUGUUUGCUUGUGAUGCAACGCAUCGUCCGAAUCGCCUUCUUAAGUACUACUAUAUAAGGAAGGAGAGGCCAAAGGACAAUCACCAAAGUAGACAAAACACAAAAUACUCCAAUCAAACUUUCCUUUCUUACUCUUCUUCAUCUUUAACACCCAAAAAAAAAAAAAUUUUUUUUUUUUUACAUGGAGAGUAGUCCAUAUUGUGUAGAAAAGAAGAUGAAAUUGUUCGGGUUUGAGGUUGAUCUCGAUCUUUACAAAAAUCCUGAAAACAUCAUCAAUGAACAAGAAGAAAGCACAAAUUCAUCCAAUACGGUCUCUUCUGGUUCCAAGAAAGAAAAGGUUGAUAACGAAAGGAGUUCUUCCGUAAAUAAUAAUAAUAACAACAACAACAACAACAACAAUAACAACUUUAUCGAGGUAGAUGUGGUGGGAAAGAAAUUCGAGUGUCAAUAUUGUUACAAAGAAUUCGCAAACUCACAAGCAUUAGGCGGCCAUCAAAAUGCUCAUAAAAAGGAGAGGAUGAAGAAGAAGAGGCUUCAACUACAAGCUAGAAAAGCCAGUAUUAACUUCUAUCUUCAACCUUACCAACAACAACAAUACUCGAAAAAUAAUAACAACAUUAGUGGUUAUUAUUCUUCGGGUUCUUCUUCUGGUGGCGGUGGCGGUGGCGGUGUUGGUGGUGGUGCUCUAUGGUACUUUGAUCCUUCUUAUAAUAAUUAUUAUGCACCUACAGAAAAUAAUUAUGAAGAAUCUCAGAUUAGUUUCGGUCCGUUCGAUCAUCAUCGUCGUAAUCCGACAACGACAACGGGUUUCGAGCAGUUCACGGUGACACACGGUGGUGGAAGGUGCAUUUCAGAAAGUAGUCCUACUACAAGUGUUGUCGUGAAACCUUAUCCUUUACCUGUUACGAAACAAAUAGGUUGUAAAUCUUUAGAUCUUCAAUUAGGGCUUAGUUUAGAUUCUAAUCAUGUUGUUUUUAAAAGCACUCCUAGAUAAUUAUCAUAUUAAUUCAUAUACUUAAUUCAGUUUUUUCAAAGAAUUGGUUUUUUUUUUUUUUUUUGGGAAUUCAUAUGAAUUUUUUGAAUUCUUUUUGGCAAACAUAUAAAUGAAAUUAUACUCAUAUACUCCGUAAUUAUAUUAUU